Molecule: messenger RNA, 339 nt
Organism: Dibothriocephalus latus
Lineage: Eukaryota; Metazoa; Platyhelminthes; Cestoda; Diphyllobothriidea; Diphyllobothriidae
Source: the annotation of a GenBank genome assembly
CUCUGGCUCAUCGACUGUCCGAAUCUCUCAGAAGUUACCGAAAUGGCCUCCACGCUCUAUCGGGAGUCCAUCUCAGUUCCCUACUUUGGUCAGUUCCUCGUCUACUGUCGUCGCCACCAUCCCGAAGAGGCCCAGCUACGUUGCGUCUGUCUGACUGACGACACUGAACAGAAGACCCUUGAGUGUCAGGAGGGCUUCGAGAUCCUGGCCAGGGGUGAGCCUGUUGAGGUUAGUCUCUCCCCUGCUAUCUCGCCCUUACUAUUCUGUUUUGUCUCAUAUACUCUUCGUCCACAAGAGGCCCGCGAUUGUUUGACGCUCACCGGCGUGAUUGCAGGGUGA